AUAAGCCAGUGUUUACUUCGCUGCUUCCUCGGGCGAGCUCGGAGUUCAGGGAGGUACCGCGGUUUGGCUCUGGACUCCACCGGAGCAGGGCAGGUUCCGCUCCGGCCUGAAGGAAGUUCGUAAGCAGCUGCACCUAGGAGGUGCGAGCUGGGGAGCAGCCGAUCGCGCGCGGCGGCGGCGGGAGCGCCGGGGAGCUGAGCCCGUCGAGGUCGGGCAGCAUGGAGCGUUGCGGAGCUCCGCUGCUGGUUUGUUUUCUCCUCAUGGUGUUGAUCUGGGUCCAUGAAAUUCCAGCAGUAAACUUCACACACGUUACAGCACGGACUCUUUCUCCAUGUUACUCUGCUAAUCUUACACCAACAUCAAACAGGCUAAUCUCUGCUGUAGGCUGCACUGUGGUGUUCUCUCCACCAGGCCUGAAUUUUAGCACUGGGAUUGUACGCUGGGAUUAUAAAAAUGUCUCCUCCACAGUUCUGUCCAUCUUAGUAUAUUUUAAGGACCAAUCAAAAGUUGAUUUGCAUCCUUCAUAUAACGGGAACGUUGAGUUCAGCAAAACCAAUUGGACUCUCCAAAUAAAAUUGCAGUUGGGAGAUGGAGGACUGUACAGAUUUAGAACAAGCUCCCACGAAACUAAUUGGUUCCAGCUCGAGGUUAUUGAGCCCUUGUCUCAGCCAGAGCUCCAGAGCAACUCUUCCUUGGUGGGCUCCACCACCGAAUUUGUCUGUAAGGUGCCAGUAGGAAAAGUUGAUUCCUAUCAGUGGAAGAAGGAUGGCAAGCAUCUCCCUGAAGACAGUCGCUUCCUGCUCUUUCAGAAUGACAGCAUGUUACGUAUACUGAACACAACACUGUCUGACAAUGGGGUGUACACCUGCGAAGUCAGCAAUCAAGUCAGCUGGAAUGAAACCUCCCUGAAACUAGACAUCCAGAAUCCUUCAAAUGUGGUUGUGGGAGUCGUUGUGGUGAUUGUCGUUUUUGUACUAGUUGCUGUUUUAUAUGUUUCAAGGAAACAUCUCAGGUGUCCAACACAGUGUUUCUGUGGAGACUCUGGUGCAACUGGUUGCACAAGGUGUGAGUGUAACGCUGACAGACCCCGGCCGUCGGCAGGCAGGAUCAAAAAUGGGAGUUCUGAAGCUCAGCGUAGGAGCCUCCGCUGCGUGAGCUCUUAGACACUGUUUGUCUGGCGGUCGCUCAAGUGGACCAGGGGGACACGUGGACUGUAAGGAGCAAACAUCACCAUCUUCUGGGACCCCAGAAACCACUGCGGCACUCUUGGACCUUAAUCCUCUUGAUUCUGAAAGGCCUCCUAACCAGGCUUCAGCUGAGUCCUGAACAACACCUGGGUUCCUGCUGUCACACCCUCUCGUGUCCUUUUUCCUUCCCCCACCUUAUUUUGUCACUUUCCUGUCAUUCUCCUUUGGGCCAUCUGUUUAAGAAGAGUUUGGCUUAGCUGGCCAAGACGGCAUUUGUUGCUGUUGUUGCAACACAGCUGUGAGCCCAUGACCAGCAGCAGCUAAAAGAAAUGCCCUCUACAGCCCAGUGCUGGUACACAUUUGCCAAGUCUUGGGGUGCCUAAUGAGGGCAGUGCUUGUUUCUGCAGCAGUAAGAUUGUGAGUAAAGGUUUGUCUGCACAGUUAGACCCAGUAAUUGCCAGCCAGGUUAGCUGAGCCCAGUUGCAAGCCUCCCCACAGCAAAGCCCUACUCAUGUGAUUGUGUCCUCACUGUUUCUGCACUUGUCUGUGCAUGUCUGGGGGCAUAGCCCAUGGUUCUUUGUGCUGAGACGCUCUAGGACUCUUUCCUGAGCAACUGUGUCAAUCGUGGGAGAAGUUGUGUGUCUUUUAGGGGGAGUUGUGGAAAGGCAUUGGAGGACUGCCAGCACUCAAGUGAUUUUAGCCUGGGUCCUCACUGCAAAGUGUGUGGGUUCCAGCCUGAGUGACACAGGAGACUGGGUUCUAAUUAGGGUUGCCAACUUUGGUUGGACAAAUUCCUGGAGAUUUCAUCACAUGACAUAAUCUUUCAAGAAAGAUUAAUCUUUAAUUCCUGGAGACUUCAGGACAACCCUGGAGGGUUGGUACCCCUAGUUCUAAUUCACCCCACCCAGCUAGGUCAGCUAGCAUGGGCUUAAAGUACCUCCAAACCUGGAUCAGAGAUUUUUCUUUGUGGAUGGUAGGGGAUUUGAGCUAAACCCCAUGAAGAGCUCAGGUUUCUGUAAGGCAGGGGUUCUCAAACUGGGGGUCGUGACCCCCUUAGAGGGUCGUGAGGUUAUUAUGCGGGGGGUCACGAGCUGUCAGCCUCCACCCCAAACCCCACUUUGCCUCCAGCAUUUAUAAUAGUGUUAAAUAUUAAAAAAUGUGUUUUUAAUUGAUAAGAGGGGUUGCACUCAGAGGCUUGCUCUAUGAAAGGGGUCAUCAAUACGUAAGUUGGAGAACCACUGCUAUAAAGUGAAGAGAUCCCUAAGGGCAGGUCUGUCCUAUAAACCUUUGAAGAUGCUCUAAACCAAUGGGAGAGAGCUCUCCUGUCAGCUUAGUGAGGGCUGGUCUACGCUACAGAGUUAGGUCAAUGUAGGGCACCGACGUAAGGCACCCACCAAUGUAAGUCGUCCACUACAUUGACUUAACUCCAUCUUCACAAGAGGCAUAGCUCUUUGGUCAGUGUAAUUACGGCAACCCAGUGUCCAUGUAGACAGUGUGUUACUUACAUGGCCUGUUAGCAGCCUGGCGGCUGGCAGUGCCCCACAAUGCCCCACUUAAGUUGGUGGAAGUGCUCCUGGUGAGUGUGCACACUGCCGCCAGGAGGAGCAUAGCGUGGACCUGAAACACUGCUUUAAUUACUGCGGUGGCUGUACGUCGACUUAAUUUUGUAAUGCAGACGUGGCCGUACUCCACCUGCGGGAGAGGCUCUCCCUUCGAUAUAGCGCUGCCUACAUGGGAGUUUAGGUUGGUAUAACUGCGUUGCUCAGGGGUGUGGAUUUUCACCCCCCCCCCCCCCCGAAUGAUGUAGUCAUGCCACAGUAAGCGUGUAGUGUGGACCUGGCCUAAGAAAUCAAGCACAAGGCUGAAGCUGCAUCUUCUCCCUUUGCUCUUCUUUUAUUCCUGUCUUCGUGUGCAUUUUGUUUUGUCUUCAGGAAAACAGGAUCAGACUUUAACAGGAGCAUUCUGAACCACCUCAACGACCUUUUUCUCUUCCCCUAAAGGACAAUCCAUACCACCUUUCAUGCUAUUUAAACAACUGUCAAACAUGGGUUUCUCCCUUGAAAAAGAAUUCUACACAGCUAAAGGAAAUAAGGGAUAGUGUUACAAGGAAAGUGUUAAUUAAUGCUUUUUAUUCCAAAUACUGUUUUUCCUUUUUUCUGUGUCUCUAAGGAAAGGUUAAAGAGCUUCUUAGUGGUGGUAUUCCAAUGAAUGUUUAACAGUCAACAAAGGUUUCAUUAACAUUUUAGCCCUUUUCAACAUACCGCCACAUACUAAAUGAAAAUAUCUCCUCUUGUUUUUAUGUUUCGGAUGGAUCUUGUAUCCUGAUAGGCCAGGUGGUCCAAGUGUUUCUCCCAUCAUGUGACUGGACCCCCAUAAUAAUAAAAACCUCUCUUCCCACUUCUGCUUUCAUUCCCCUGCUCUUUGUAGUUCAUUUCAGCCCUAUUGUAGUAUAUGUUUUCUGGGUCCAAAUCUUCCUUCAUAAUAAUCCAAAGAGCAGAUCUUUGUAUCAUGAAUAUGCUUGUGCAGUGCCAACUUUUGCUAGUUAAUCUUCUACAGUCUGCCAGCCACCACCAGAACAAAGGGCAAUGAAUAACUCUGUUGUUCUACUAAUUGUUACUUGGAGAAUACUAGAAGUUUUGCAGAUUUUUCUGUAGUUGGCAGGAGGUCAGAAGAUAUUCGGAAUGUUUACUUCUGGCUUUUGAAGCUAUAGGAAACUUUCCUUCUGGUAGGUACCAAAUCUGAAACUAUUUUGGCACUAAUUGAUCCAGCCUUGCCUUCAUGGAGAGCAUGAAGUAAAUGCCAACAGGAGUGUAAUGGAACAGAUUGUAUUAUCAAAUGUGCUUCUGCCUUGUGCUGGCCACCUCACCAAGAAGUCCAGCUAUGCACUUUAUGGUCCUUCAAUCAGUUUCACAAUAACCUGCUGUUACUGCUCAGUUCAUGGCCCAACCAUGGCAGUCCUGGUACAGUCAGGGCUUUCUACAGCAUGGAGGGGAAGGGUAGGAUUUGAUCUUUAAAAUGUAUUGGGAAAAGGCACUGCUACCCUAGUGAUAUUUACGGCUAAUUGAACACCUUUCGAAGAAGGAGAAUUUGCAAGAGGAAACCAGUAUAUUCAGUUUGUUGCUUUCUUUUUUCUAUUCGUGAGGAUUGAGAGAGCAGUGAAGGGGUUAGCCGAACAAGUCAGUGUCAGAACUGGGAAUAGAAUGUAGAACUCUGGUUUUCCAACCCCAUGCUUCUGUCUUGUCUCUAGACCCCAGCUCUUUCUCUUGGAAUCUUUUCUUUGUUCUUUAUAGAAAGGAUGGUUUAAAAUAAAAUAGUAACUGAGAAAGAAGUUAUGGGUUUUCAUCUGAAUAUACAUACCACUGGGGUUGUAUCCUCAGUGAAAAUGAAACACUGUGCUAAUAAUUCUACACUACUUUGGGUGCAUUUCUAUCCUAAGGACACCAGCAGCUGGCCUCACAAUGUUUAACUUUGUGCAUAUGUAAAAGUGGGUUGCAUUAAGUAUCUAAGAGGGAGCCAGUGGGAGUCCCAGUGAUAGUUUUAAUCCUCUUGUACUUUUCUGUUACUACAAAUAUCCACAAGCUAAGGUGCUCAGGCACCUGGUGCUGGUAAUUGCAUAGGAUCCUCAGGACUUAUCUCUGUGUUCUUCAAUAGCCCAGGUUCUUGUAGAAUCUCCACCAUACAAGAGAGUAUAUAUUGUUUGCACACUACGUUUGAGGGUUUUACACUGCCACCUGCGGGUUUGUGAACUCUGGCCAUAUCUUCUCAGGUAGGUGGGGUUUUUUUCCUCCUCCGCACCCAAUGAACCUAGUCAAGAUUAACCCUCAGUCCCUACACCUGGUAAAAAGUACAGCCCUUUGUCUCUUCCCCCGUCCCCAGAUUUUACAGUGAGAUGCAGCAUCUGAAUGUAAAAAUACACCUGUUUUUUUCAGUGAAGUCAUGUCCUUUCUUUCAGCACUGAACACAAUUUAAAUGAGUUGCCUUGGGCUUGUGCAUCUUUUAACCACUCCUCCAUUGCUUUCAUGGCUGGCAGCAAUCCGUGAUGAAACACACAUCAUCCAGUACCGUAUCACUGCAUGGGGGACAGCUGCAAGCUGCCAAGAUGUUGGAGUUUAAAAAAAAAAAUCUCAUAAAGAAUGAGGGGUUUAGAAUCAUGGGUAUUGAUCAUUCACUUCUCUGGGGAAAAAAAAUUACAUCACCUGAAUUCCCUUUUCUAUUCCAGGAUUAUUCAUGUUUUCUUCCCCAAGAAGUUCAGUCACAAAUUUAAUUAAUGCAUUUUGUCAAGGUUCCUUCCCCACUCUGAACUCUCGGGUACAGAUAGGGGGUCUUUCAUGCAGGUCCCCACAAGUUUAUUCUUACCAGCUUAGGUUAAAAACUUCCCCAAGGUACAAACUGUUUUACCUGUUGUCCUUGAACCUUUAUGCUGCCACCACCAAAGUGUCUAACAAAAAUAACAGGGGAAGUGCCCACUUGGAAAUGUCUCCCCCCCCUCAAAUAUCCCCCCAAGCAGUUCACCCCCUUUCCUGGGGAAGGCUUGAUAAAAAUCCUCACCAAUUUGCAUAGGUGAACACAGACCCAAACCCUUGGAUCUUAAGAACAAUGAAAAAGCAAUCAGGUUCUUAAAAGAAGAAUUGUAAUUAAAGAAAAGAUAAAAGAAUCACCUCUGUAAAAUCAGGGUGAUAAAUACCUUACAGGGUAAUCAGAUUCAAAACAUAGAGAAUCCUUCUAGGCAAAACCUUAAGUUACAAAAAGAUACAAAAACAGGAAUAUAUAUUCCCUCCAGCACAGCUUAUUUUAUCAGCCAUUUAAGCAAAACAGAAUCUAACGCAUAUCUAACUAGAUUGCUUACUAACUCUUUACAGGAGUUCUGACCUGCAUUCCUGCUCUGGUCCCAGCAAAAGCAUCUCUCAGACAAAGAGAGGACCCUUUGUUUCUCCCCCCACCCUCCAGCUUUGAAAGUAUCUUGUCUCCUCAUUGGUCAUUUUGGUCAGGUGCCAGCAAGGUUAUCCUAGCUUCUUAACCCUUUACAGGUGAAAAGAUUUUUCCUCUGGCCAGGAGGGAUUUAAAGGUGUUUACCCUUCCCUUUAUAUUUAUGACAGCAUUAUUUUUUUAACGAGCAUCAUCAGCAUGGAAGCAUGUCCUCUGGAAUGGUGGCUAAAGCAUGAAGGGGCAUAUGAAUAUUUAGCAUAUCUGGCAUGUAAAUACCUUGCAAUGCCGGCUACAAAAGUGCCAGGCAAAUGCCUGUUCUCAGUUUCAGGUGACACUGUAAAUAAGAAGAAGGCAGCAGUAUCUCCUGUGAAUGUAAGCAAACUUGUUUGUCUUAGGAAUUGGCUAAGAACAAGAAGUAGGACUGAGUAGACCUGUAGGCACUAAAGUUUUACAUUGUUUUGUUUUUCAGUAACAAAAAAAAAUCUACAUUUGUAAAUUGCACUUUCACAAUAAAGAGAUUGCAAGACAGUACUUAUGAGGUGAAUUGAAAAAUACUACUUUUGUUUAUCAUUUUUACAGUGCAAAUACUUCUAAUAAAAAUAAUAUAAAGUGAGCACUGUACACUUUGUAUUCUGAAUUGUAAUAGAAAUCAAUACAUUUGAAAAUGUAGAAAAAAUCCAAAAAUAUUUAAUAAAUUUUCGUUGGUAUUCUAUUGUUUAACAGUGCAAUUAAUCGCUAUUAAUUUUUUAAUCACGAUUAAUUUUUUGAGUUAAUCGUGUGAGUUAACUGUGAUUAAUCGAUAACCCUAGUUAGAAUGGACUGCAAGGGUCAUCCAGCCUAAUCCCCUGCCAAGAUGCAGGAUUUGUUGUGUUUAAACCAUCCCAGAUAGAUGGGUAUCCAGCCUCCCUUUGAAAACCUCCAGUGAAGGAGCUUCCACAACCCCCCUAGAUAUCUGUUCCAUUGUCCUAGUGUUCUUACAGUUAGGAAGUUUUUCCUGAGAUUUGAUCUAAAUCUACGAUGCUGUAGUUUGAUGCAUUGCCUCUUGCCCUGCCCUCUGUGGCAAGAGAGAACAAAUGCUCUCCACCUUUUUUAUGGCAGCCAUUCAAGUAUAUGAACACCGCUAUAAUGUCCUUCCUCCUUAAUCUCCUUUAUUUCCAAACUAAACAUACCCAGGUCCUUCAGUCUUUGCAUUCCAUCCCUUUGUUCAUCUUUGUCAUUUGUCCCGGGACCCUUUCCAGUUUCUCUACAUUCUAUGCAGAGGUGACCCCAACUGGACACAGUAUUCCAGCUGAGGCCUAACCAGCCCUGAGUAGAGUGGGACUAUCACCUCCCGUGACUUGCAUCCUAUGUCUCUGUUAAUGUAACUUAAAAUUGCAUUUGCUUUUUUUGCGACAACAUUGCAUUGCUGCCUCAUGGUGAGGUUGUGAUCCACUAGAACUCUCAGAUCGUUCUCGCUGCCAAGCCAAUUAUCCACCACUCUGUAUUUGUGCGUUAGGGAAGUGUAACACCUUACAUUUGUCUGUUAAUUUCAUUUUAUUGGCUAUAGUCCAGUUCUCCAGUUUAUCAAGGUCCCUCUGAAUUUUAGCUCUAACCUCCAAAGUGUUUGCUUACCCUCCCCCUAGUUUUGUGUCAUUUACAACCUUGAUCAGUAUGCUCUCUAUUCCUAUAUCCAAAUAAUUAAUAAAGAUGAUAAACAACACCGGCCCCUGAAUAGAUCCCUGUGGACCCCACUUGAGAUUUCCCUCCAAUCUGAUAUCAUUUGAUUAAUGGCUACUCUUUUGUUUGUGGUUAUUUAAUCAAUUAUGUAUCCACUUAACAGUAGUUCCACCAGACCUGCAUAUCUCCUGCUAACUUAUCAGAAUGUUAUGUGGGACUGUGUCAAAAACCUGGCUGAAGUCCAGGAAUAUGUCCACUGUAUUCUCCCUAUCCACCAAACCAAUUGCCCUGUCAAAGAAGGGAUCAAGCUGAUUUGGCAUGAUUUGUUCUUAGUAAAGCCAUGCUGGCUGCUAGUGAUCACCCCUUCAUCCUCCAGGUAUUAGCAAAUUGAAUGUUUUACACAUUGCUUUAGUAGCUUCCCAGGCUGACUGGUCUAUGCUUCCCUGGAUCCUCCUUUUUCCCCCUCUUAAAGAUGUCCACUGUGUUAGCCUUUCUCCAGUCUUCCGGGACCUCUCCUCUCAUCCAUGCAUUUGUAAAUAUUAUUGCCAGUGGUUCCGAGAUUUCUUCAGCUAAUUCCUUCAGUACCCGCGGGUGAAUAGUGUCUGGCCCUGCUGAUUUCAAUUCAUUCAAAUUGGUCCGAAGAUCUCUGAUGUGUUCUUUAUUUAUCACUAUCUAAACCUUUUUCCCUUUAUUGUCGGUUGUAACUUUGCGAGGUGUCCAGUCACGUUAUUUUUUGUGGGAAGACUGAAGGAAAGUAAACACUGAGCUGCUCUGCCUUCCUAUCAGUUGUUACAAGCUCAACUUUUCCAUUGAGCAGCGGACUCUCACUCUUCCUGGAGCUACUUAACUUCAUUGCAAAAAAUGUAAUAAAACAAGCCAUGUUCAUUGUGUUGCUACUCGCAAACUCAAAAGGUUCCAGAAUGUUUUAAAUCAACUAAUAAACUAACAAAUUGCCUGCUGUCUUAGUUGGGUUAUAGAUAGAAACUGUAGCCAAAUAUCUCAGCUAGUAUAUUGUAAAUAUACUGUUUCUUCUGUAAAUAAGUUUGGAAAAGUGUUGUAUUAAAACUAUUGACCAUUUUACUAAUCCUCAAAUUAAAUGUUUUAUGAUUGUGAUCUGUGACUGAAAACCCAUGCAACUCUCAAAUAUCAUGAACCUGUGGCAGGUUCCAGGCAGGUUCUGUGCGGAACAUCUAAAGCAAACCUGGUUUAUGAUUAUGUAAUAUAGAAAUGUUUUGUUGUGUUAUAAUUUUUUUGGCUUUAAUUUUAAAAUACUUUGCUGACUGUUCUAUACCCGUACACCCAGUGACAAAGAUGCAAUAUGACCCCAUAAGUCAACAGAAUAUAUUUUAUAAAACUCAGUUUUGAUCUAUAAUGUAAAGGCUGGUAAAUGAAUUAGGUGGCCAUAGGAUUCCAAAUAUGAGUGGGUGUUUGGGAUAAGCUAAUUCCCUAGAGCUUGCGUGGAGUCAUGGGGGCUGAGCUUUGCGUAGCAGCUUUCCAGUACUGAAGUCUUAUGCUGGACUAAGCUAACAGUCAGGCUGAACUAGCUGCAGAACAGGUUAGAGACUGGUUUUAGAUGUAUUAAUAUUUUGCCUCUUUCUCCCCUGACCCACAUUUCCAUGCAUUUUUCUGGCCUCAGACCAGGGAGGGAGCAGGCUGUGUGGGCAGCCCAGGCUAGGAGUGAGUGUGCUGGGGAGAGAGGGGCUGGACAUAUGCACAUUUCCUCUAUCCAUCCUGCAGAUUUGUUCUGAUGCAGCCUGUUCCAUGGACCCAUCCAUGCUGGGGAACUCCCUUUCUCCUUCUGUGCACCCCAUAGAAGUGG
Caretta caretta (loggerhead turtle) is the source of this 9588-nucleotide messenger RNA. NCBI's taxonomy places the organism in Eukaryota, Metazoa, Chordata, Testudines, Cheloniidae. The record is from RefSeq and is a predicted model, not a curated record.